ACCUGCUGUGCUUUUCCAGCGCCACAUUUUUUGACUGACUCUCCAGCGUCUGCAGUCCUCACUUUGAUGUCAAUGUCUGACAGUCACUCAAUCCAUCGGGACCGCAACGAUUUUUGACUGUGAUUUCUGAGAGAGGGACCAACGCUUUUUGGUUCCUGUUUGAGGACGUUUUCAGCAUCAGUGGGACUGGACGAGAGCCCCCACUAUUGCAGCGCACUGUGUGUGGAGCCUGAAACAGUUAUACGGCCUGGAAAGGGGAUUUCAUGGCACGGAGGGGCUCUACACGUGUUUGUGUGCAGCUGAAGCUGUGGCCAUGGAGAAACCUGAGGAAUCCCGCCCCGUAGAGGAACCGUGGAAGUGUGGCGACUGUGGGAAAGGCUUCCACGUCCCGUCUGCCCUGGAGACAUAUCGGCGCAGUCACACCGGCGAGAGGCCAUUCCCUUGCACCGACUGCGGGAAAGCCUUCAGACAUUCCUCCCACCUGUUGGCCCACCAGCGGGUCCACACGGGGGAGAGGCCCUUCAGUUGCCCUGAAUGCGGGAAGGCCUUCAGCGAUUCCUCCACCCUGCGGAGUCACCGCCAUGUCCACACGGGGGAGAUGCCGUUCACCUGCUCUCAGUGUGGGAAGGGCUUCACCUGCUCCUCCAAUCUGCGGAGCCACCAGCGUAUCCCCACGGGGGAGAGGCCCUUCAGCUGCCCCAAGUGCGGGAAGGCAUUCAGCAAUUCCUGCGCCCUGUUGAGGCACCAGCAUGUCCACACCGGGGAGGGGCCGUUCACCUGCUCUCGGUGUGGGAAGGGCUUCACCUGCUCCUCCACCCUGCAGAGCCACCAGCGGAUCCACACAGGGGAGAGACCCUUCAGCUGCUCUCAGUGCUGGAAGGCCUUUACCCACGUCUCCUCCCUUAUGACCCACCAGCGUAUCCACACG
Chiloscyllium plagiosum (whitespotted bambooshark) is the source of this 928-nucleotide messenger RNA. The record is from RefSeq and is a predicted model, not a curated record. NCBI's taxonomy places the organism in Eukaryota, Metazoa, Chordata, Chondrichthyes, Orectolobiformes, Hemiscylliidae.